AUGGCGGCCCAUGUGAUGGCAGGAAUUGGGGGUAAAGGAGGAACCGUGGUUGGAGUCCUCUGGUUUGAGAAUGUCUUGACUUAUGUCUUGGUCGCAGCGCGAGUAUACACUCGUCGAUACAUCAGAGGUUCGGUUGGCUGGGACGACCUUUGUCUGGUUAUCACUUCGCUUCUCAUGACUGUCUUUGCCAUCUUGACUACAAUCGCUUGUGCUCAUGGAAUGGGUCAGCAUGUUGAUGACCUUGAGACUUAUCAGUUCUCAGAUGCUUUGCUGUACCUCCUAUGCGCCCAGUCUGUUGUCUCGAUGGCGAUUGGCAUGGGCAAGGUGACUGUCGCCGUCUUCUUGCUGCGCAUUGUUACUGCAUCUUGGCACCGUUGGUUCCUUUGGUUCUGUAUCGCGUCCAUGAUGAUACUCAGCAUCUUCCUUUCCAUCGCCGUUUUCGCGCAAUGCACUCCGGUGGAAUCCAUCUGGAACCCUUUGUUGAUAGACCAGAAGGUGUGCUAUCUCAGCCUCACCGUGGUGGCCUUCAUCGACUGUGCAUACGCCGCGGCAAUGGACUUUGCACUGGCUGCCUUCCCCUGGGUCGCCCUUCGCGGUCUGAAGAUGAAGCGCAAGGAGCGCAUUUCCAUCUGUGUUUCGCUCAGUCUUGGAGUCUUCGCUGGUGUUUGCGGUGUCAUUAGGACGUCGGGACUGGAGGUUUUGAGUAACUCUCGCGAUUAUCUCUAUGCCACCUCGGACUCGGUUAUCUGGACCGCCAGCGAAGUUACCACAACCAUCGUCUGCGUCACCCUCCCCGCUCUUCGUCCCCUAUACAACAAGGUCCGCGGCCAAGAGUCGAGCUCGGCUGGCUACCAGCAACACGACGACUCAGCCUACAACACCGGUGGCUCAUUCCACAUGAGCUCGUAUGCGAACAAACGCAAGGACAAUGGCCUCGGAUAUCCCAAGGGCAGCAGCAACUUUGCCAGCGCCGAGGCAUCUCGAGAUCCGACUACGAUCAAGAACGAUAGCGACGAAACCAUUUUGCUGCAAGGUGAAGGAAAGAAUAUUAUGAGGGUCCAAGAAGUCAGCGUGUCGUACGACAAUGGAAAUUCGCUGAACAAUGUGUCGAUAAAGCAAGAUGUUUGA
Molecule: messenger RNA, 1128 nt
Organism: Fusarium keratoplasticum
Lineage: Eukaryota; Fungi; Ascomycota; Sordariomycetes; Hypocreales; Nectriaceae
Exons: 6
Coding region: 1-1128 (375 amino acids)
Source: RefSeq, a predicted model, not a curated record